This is a messenger RNA of Salvia miltiorrhiza (redroot sage), 3809 nucleotides long. Its product is annotated as F-box protein At3g07870-like. The coding region runs from base 2618 to 3769 and encodes 383 amino acids. The record is from RefSeq and is a predicted model, not a curated record. The transcript has 2 exons. Gene Ontology annotation, molecular function: protein binding. Lineage: Eukaryota; Viridiplantae; Streptophyta; Magnoliopsida; Lamiales; Lamiaceae.
CGAGAUUUUUGAGAAAGAAUUGCAUGAAUUUUGGAGGAGAUUAGAGAUUGGGCUUGAAAUUAAUUGUUUAGAAUUUAUUUAACCCAAAACUCUUGUUUUUAAUUAAUAUUUUGCCUUAAUAUUAUUUAAGGGGCCGAAGCCCAUGAACUAAGAGUCGGCCACUUAGGGAUUUUAAUUCCUUAGUUUGUUUUGAUUAGGAGAGCCGCUAGUUUAGUAUUAUAUAUGUUAAGUUUUAUUAUUCUUAGACACACGUUUCCAUACUAAUGGUUUUAGUGUUAGAUUUUUAAUCUCUCUCUUGUUUUAGUUUGGAGUUUUGCAAUUUAAAUUCUUUUUUUUGCUUUUUACAUUGGAGAAGAUUGGCGGUUAGUUUGAUAGAUUAGUUUGUUUAGUUCUGCACAUUUACUUUAAUUUUUGCUUAGAUUAGGAAUUGGAGUUUGACUUUUGUUUUGAAGAUUUGGCAGAAGACGUCACUCUCGACUUCAGUUUGAAGAUUGGUUGCUUUUAAAUUUAGUUUAUUUCGUUGGUUUCGUAUUUGCUUAGUUUCAUGUUUACUUUAAUUUAUUUGCUUGUUCUUAGUUUAAUUAUGAGUAGCUAAUUUCUUUAAUUCGGCGAGAAUAAUGAAACACUAAUUUAUUGAUCUGUGAGACCUAAUUGAGCAUAAAAUUGGUUCCUAUUGAUUUCGAUUGAUUCCUAGGGUUUAAAGAUAAUUCUGAUUUUAUUUAAGCCUGAUCAACUUAGAUUAAAUUGGAUUACAGUCAAUUAGCACCUCCAAUCCGUAAUUGUUGGAAUAGGGCUGAUUAGUGAUAAAGCUACCAUGUUCGUAGUAGGAAUAAAUUGGUGGAUUAAUUAUUACUAGCGUAUCUAGGAUAAUUGGUCUAAAUUGGGUUCCUUCCUCUUAAUGCUAUUAGAAUAUUAAAUCUAGGUCUGGCGUCUCCAGCUAGGUUAUAUUUUAAUAAGGGAAAUAAGCAGGUCUGGCGUCUCCAGCUGUUUAUCGACACAGUAAGUAGGAAUUGGGGUACGUCCGUUGCGUUUCACGGUAUCCUAUAACUGGUUGGUUGAUACGGAUUAAUUAAUCUUUGCGUCGAUGAUCAGAGUUUGAAUUAGAGUGGAUUUAUUUGAGCCGAAUUACCUUUUUAUUGAUUUAUUUCAAGAGUUAUUUAUUUGAUUUAAUUUGCUUUAUCAGUUAAUUAAUAUUUUCUCCAAAAUUAAGGCGUGGUGGCAUCACCAAUUUUAUAGAUUUUAGGGAAUUGAAUGAUUUUUAUCUGCUCUCUGUGGGAUCGACCCUGCUUACCAUUAUACUAAUUUAUUUUGGUAAUUCCACAGGAAUUAUUUGGUGGUAUAUGACGUCCACCAAUCAUCAAAAAAGAAAGCCACAAAGUCACUAAGCCACAGAGACAAAACAAUCACAAAGAACAACACUAAGAGCGUUAAGCAAAGAAAAAAAAAAGCUACACCUCAGUGAGCAACAACAGUGCCUCAUAGAAAACAAAUUUCUAAACUCAUGCACCCUAAACUUAAUGCCAAACACAAGCUCCACAUAAGAACAAAACACUAAUAGAACCGACGAAGAUGGUCUAAUAAGACUAUAAAAAUAAAUUAUAUCAUACCUAAUACAAUUUUUAUAUUAGUACAAAUAUAGAUUAUGGUUAAAUUGGUCAAUUCACCAAAAACUUGGUAUUUUGAAUUCUUUUAGCUAUUUUAGGAACCUAUGGGAUUUGGGUAGUAAAGUGGCGCGAAUCCCGACUUCUUUUGAGUUUCAUGAUGAGAUUUAUGUAUUACUGUAUCUGAAAAUUUUCAUUUCACCUUCGCAUUUGUCCACCCAGUUUGAGCUCUGCUGCUCCAAAGACACAAAACGGCUACUUCCAUCUCCACCGAUCGGCCGAUGUCUCCACCGUUUUCCUUAGAAGCCCAUUUUGAGCUUUGGUGCUCCUGAGCACACAAACGACAGCUACCAUCUCCGCUGCUGCAGAGGCGCCAUGCUCUAGAUCCGCCGUCUCCACCGCAUUCUCUAUAAGGUUAAUCAUUUCCAUGAGCUUUUUUUCUUCUUCAUUUCUAAUAAUCAAGGAGAUAGGAAAACUGUCAUAAUUCUAAGAUGGUCCAAGAUUUCUUCAAAAAUCUACCAUCGGAAAUCAUACCCUCAUGUAUUUUAUUUUGGUUGUCCCACUAUAAGUAGUUUGUUUCUAUAAAUGACAAAAUUUAAUCUUUAAAAAUGUCUAGGACCUAUCACUUUUAACCAAUUUACAUUUAUUUUUUUAAUUUGCAUGUCCAAAAGUUUUGUGCCACUCAUAAUGGAACGUAGAAAGUAGUAGUAUUAAAGAUCUAUCUUCACGGACUCCCCACUCAAGCCGCCAUGAUCUGCUAGUAUGUUUGUAAGCCAUGGGUUGAUUACUAUAUUCGAAAACUUAUCCUUUCAAUUAUUUACUGCUUGAUUUCGAUGUCAAGUUGUGGAGAGUAUUUGUGGUUUAAUAAGGUCUAAAAAAAGUGUGCGCUCAUUAGCCAUAUUGAACAGCAGCACCGAACAUUGAUAGCGCCCCCAAAAGAAUUGCAUUUCUUCCCCAAUUGUGUCUGAUUUUAUAAAGGAUAAAUUUCUACCUGUUUUUCUUUGAGCUGGGAGUUUAUGGGAGGAAGCAACAUGGAAACGAAGCAAUUAAGAAUCGGAAAAUUAAAUCAAGAUUUCUUCACAAAUCUGCCGGAAGAAAUCAUCAAAGAUAUACUCUCUAAACUACCCAUUCCGACCAUUGUGUGCUGCAAGUGUGUUUGCAAGCUGUGGCUCCGCCUGAUCGAGUCUUUGAUCGAGUCUCGUGAGUUUAUCAAGGCCCAUUUCUCUAAAUCAGUCCCCUGCCUCGCUCUUUUUCAAGGCAAGAAGGGCUCAAAGCGAUACAAAAUUCUCGAAUUCGUGGACACUCCAAACUAUUGUAAACAACUCUUCAGCUUCAGCUUCCCUCGUGCAGAAUUGCACGUACACAGCUCGGCUAAUGGGUUGCUAUUGUUGUUGAAUCAAGGGAUGAAUCGUAAUACCUACAUAUGCAAUCCAAUCACUCGUGAAUACAUCAAGAUUCCUCCAAUAUGGUCCGCAUUCUCUGAGUACGAGAGCUUUGGACUUGGAGUGAGCAAACUAACUGGUCAAUACAAGGUGGUUAGGUGGUUCGAGGAUUAUGCAGUCAAUUCCUCAACUAAGGCAUAUGCUCCAUGGAAGUGUGGGGUAUACACUCUCGAAACAGGAUUGUGGAGAACUAUUGUAGCUGUAUCCGCACACGCGUAUUGGUUAUGUGGAAAAGUAAGUGUUUUCUUGAAUGGAAAUCUUCACUUGUUGGUUUCUGAGGAAAAGCUAGGUGUACCUCGAGAGAUUGCAUGCUUUGAUCUUGAAACCGAAUCUUUCAGCACCUUUUUCGUUCCUGAUCAUCCUACUGAUUGUCGUAGAACCCUCUGUGCGUUGGGGGAUUGCUUAUGCAUGUGCGAUACUUCUCGUGGGUGUGUUGAUAUAUGGUUGAUGAGCAAAUACGGAGAUGAUAAAUCUUGGACAAAGGAAUUUGCUAUCAGGACAAAACUGGCACAUGGUAAAGAUCUUGUGCCCAUCAAAAUAUUAUCCGAACAGGGCAGCCGCCGACUGCAUUGCUACUCGAGCAAGUGCAAGACUACAACUAUUCGACAUAUUGAUCUUACUGGAUCGUUUGACAGGUCUCGUAUGGAGCCCGCUGUUUAUGCCCCAAGCUUUCUACCUCUCAAGAAUUUCGCUCAUUCUGAGACAAAUAUGAGCAUCGCCUCCUGACUAGCUGUUUGCUUUUCUUGUCUGAGACUCUACAUAUUUG